Messenger RNA from Cavenderia fasciculata, 2511 nucleotides. RefSeq lists its product as uncharacterized. Lineage: Eukaryota; Evosea; Eumycetozoa; Acytosteliales; Cavenderiaceae. The coding region runs from base 1 to 2511 and encodes 836 amino acids. The transcript is spliced from 5 exons. The record is from RefSeq and is a predicted model, not a curated record.
AUGAAUGAUAAAAGGAGUGAAUCAUCACUACAGUUCAAGAGUAUUAUAAAUAGUUAUUAUCUUCGAACAAAGAUAUUCAAUCAUGUCAACCAUAUUCAUCAAGCAAUAGUUGAUAGAUAUUUCAUUGGACGUGAAUAUCAAAAAGAAUGUAUAUUGAUAGUAAAGAUACCUCAAGUGAUAUCAUUACAAGAGUUUAUCAGAAUCAAUAGAACUGACUUGUUUAUCGAUCAUUUCGAUAGAGUAUAUGAUACAAUCAAGCAUUGUUGUAAAGAUGAUAAUGGUGUUGUCAAAUUGGAUAAUGAUAUUGUAUUUAAAGAUUUAUUGGACGUGAUAUUCCAAAAUAAUGAUUCGGUUGCAUUGGAUUUCAUGUUGAAUAGAUUCAAGUUUCAACAAACCAUUAGACGGUCUAUUGACCCUCGUCGACCAGUAUCAAUAGAGGUGUAUAAAGUAUUGAAGCGAUACAAUUACAUCAAUGUCACCGACAAUGAUAUCAACCAUGCCGAUUCAUUAAGAUACAUAAAAAGUCUGUUGUGUUGUAUGAUCGAUUCUGGUGACAUAUCAAUGUUUGAUCAGUUUUGUACGGAUUGUCUCAAUACAAUACCAACCCUUGGUUCCAAGAACAUAAUCUCAGUUUACAGUGGUAUACGUGCCUAUGAUGAUGUAUUUAUAGAUAUCAUCAACAAACUAAACAACAACAAUAUGUCCCACAAUAAUAAUAAUAAUAAUAAUAAUAAUAGAAUAGAUUUAAGAGAAUCAUUAUUUGUUGGUGCUCUGAGAUGUUCAAAUAAUCAAGAGAUAUUAAAAUGGAUAAAGGAUAGUUUUGAUAGAUUUGAUAUGUUUGUCGACUUCUAUCACCAAUCAAAUAGAUGGAUAGAGAGAUUUGCAUCAAUGGAUACUCUAAAGUUGAUUGAUUACCGAGAACCAACAAAAUACACAUCCUCUAACUGCCUAUCUACAGGGGCAUCAUCUGUUGGUAAUUUAGAUUACCUCAGAUAUAUGGUGACCCAAAAUCACCAAUAUAUAUUUCAAGAGCCACAUCUCAGCAGGUCAUUGGAAAAAGGACACUUGGAAUGUACCAAUUUUAUAAUUGAUGCUAUCUCUCAAUAUGCAAACCCUGACCAAUUCACUCCAUGUGGCUCCAUCAAUCCGACUAUCGUGUCAUUAGAUCUCGUUCAACGGCUAUUGGUCAAUCACCCACACAUCGCUAUCAACCCUAUGUUACUGAUAGGUUCAUCAAUCAGCCAACCAAUCGUUUUAGAGUACCUCCUUUCACACGGUUCAUAUUCCUUUAAUAAUAUUGAACCCUCUCUCUUGCUCCAAGACCCAAAAUCCACCCAACUGUUACUCAAUCAACCCCGUCUCGACCAACCCACCAAGUUUCGAGUAUCUGCAACCCAAAUACCUAUGGUCCAAAAAAGACCACUAGAGUUGUUGUAUUUGCAAGGUCACUCACUUGUAAUAGUGGAUGAAGAACGACCACUCAGUUGGGAUGGGAAUCCAGUCGAUCUAGAUGUUCUCCAAUUGAUUAUCAAACACCAAUCAAUCGAGAGUAUUCCACCAUGGGUUAUAAUGACAAGAUAUGGUCAAUACGAUGACCAUAUCGAGUUGUUAAAGGAUGCUCUAGAAUUGAACAAAAACAACCCAUAUAUCAUGGGGAUGCCUCUUUCUAUGGUAUUCACUGAUGCAUGUAAGAAUGGAUUGAUCAAAGUUGUAGAAUGUUUUGGACUUCGAUUCAUUUGGGUAUUUGGGUCUAGAGGAUUUGGAAUAGCUCUUGAAAACAAUCAAAUUCAAGUUGCAAAGUAUUUGGGUCAAGAACUAGCCAGAUUCUUUUCACCAGUUAUCGAUACCCAAGAAUCAAUGUGGAGUGUAAUGCUUGAUGCAUUAAACAGAGUAGAGGAUGACCAAGUAUUCGAAUAUUUUUGGAGUCUUUUCAAACCGUUGACAACCAAUUCUGAAAUUGUCUCUCGUACUAUUGGACAAAAUCGUUCAAACAACCGACAUUUAACAACUAAUAGAGUAGAUAGAAUGAUUAAACAUUAUGGUCAAUAUUAUAAUGGCUGUGAAAGAGAUGAGUAUCAAAUGAAACCAUUGACAUUAUCAAAUGAAUAUAAAACAGUAGUAAUCAAUCACAUCAUCACAAAAUAUCAAAAUGAUGUAUCGGUCAAUCAAUUUAUCGAUAUUAAAUCAUUUGAUUAUUCAAGGUAUUAUAAUCAUAAUUUAACAUUAUAUUUAUUUUAUGACAAAGUUCCAAAGCUUGAAAUUACUCCAGAGGAAGUUGAUAAAUUUGGAACCGUCAAAGAUAUAUCUAUGGGUAAAAAUCAUUUUUGUCGUUUCGCUCUCGAUACAUCAACCUUCCCUGUCGAGGGCAAAAAGAAAGAGCUUCACAACAACCGUUUCAAAGAGUUUGGAUGUUUUGAAUCAAGAUGGAGAAAUGGUUCUAGAAAACAUAUGAAAGCAUUUCAUCUUUGUUCUCAUGUGAUUAACGAAGAAAUAAAGGUAUUUGGAAUUUAA